AUGCAACUUGGUUCUGUAUCUGUCGACCAACCUAUUCCUUCGACACAAAAAGCUCAAGGUCAACCACGUUCGAUAGAACGUACUGUCUCUCCUGCCUCCAAAAAAUCCAAAAAACACAAGCGUUCUGCUUCCGCGGGCUCUGAGGCUGAUGUUUCUACUGAGCCGACUCAGCCUGUUGCUGACUAUACUCCCGCGUCGCCGGUUUCUUCUCCCGCUCGCCCCUUUCAAUCUGUCGACACCGUUGGUGAGUCCAUUGAAUUUCCUCUCCAGAUUAGUGACAAUGACUCUGACUCAGUCACUAGUCUUGUAACGCAUCUGGACUCCAGUUCGACUAGUUCUGACUCGAGUCUCUCUUCAGCUUCCUUGCAGGAUCUGCGAGAGCCAGUCAAUGUCGACACCAACCAACAGCAAUCCUUCCAGGCUACUCCUUUGUCGACUGCUUCUACCCCUCAAACUACUUCGUCAACAGCUUCUCCUUCGACCUUCCCGGGGCUGGCGAUCAAACCUUCUGCUUUGGAAGCAAUUUGCUAG
Lathyrus oleraceus (garden pea) is the source of this 531-nucleotide messenger RNA. RefSeq lists its product as uncharacterized. Bases 1 to 531 code for a protein of 176 amino acids. NCBI's taxonomy places the organism in Eukaryota, Viridiplantae, Streptophyta, Magnoliopsida, Fabales, Fabaceae. The transcript has 4 exons. The record is from RefSeq and is a predicted model, not a curated record.